Molecule: messenger RNA, 1082 nt
Organism: Monoraphidium neglectum
Lineage: Eukaryota; Viridiplantae; Chlorophyta; Chlorophyceae; Sphaeropleales; Selenastraceae
Exons: 4
Source: RefSeq, a predicted model, not a curated record
AUGGUGGAUGCCGCUGACGACGAGCCUGCGCCUGCAGUCUUCGGCACACUUGUACAACAGCAGCAGCAGGAGCACCAGCAGCAACAGCAACAGCAGCAGCCUGCCAAUACCGGCAGCAUAGACCUCGGCCCCGGCGCGCCGCGCCUGCGCAUCCCCGCGCGCUACGACGACCUUGCAAAAUCCGGGCUGGUGCCGAGGCUUGAGGAUGUUUUCGUGGAUGAGGCACUGCUCAAGGCAGGCCUGUCGGCGCCCGCGCUGCAGCAGCUGCUGGAGGGGGCGCGGCGCCGCGCCGCCGCGCGUGCGGCGUUCCGCGCGGCGCCGAAGCGGCUGCUGCGGGUGGCGAGGCAGCCGGGGCUGCCGGCGCCGCGGUUCAAGGCAAAGCAGCAGCAGCAGCAGGAGCAGCAGCAGCAGCAGCAGCAAGGAGGUGCGGCGGACGAGAAGGACGAUGCAGCAGCAGGGCCAGCGGCAGUAGAUGAGUUUGGCAGCGCCGCUGACGGCAAGCGGUGGGUGGUCGAGCUUGAGCCCGUCACAGAUCUGCCGCCCGUGCUGGGCGCACCCCUGCCCGCGCAGCGCACGAGCCACGACAGCCUGCUCAUAUCACUGCCGGUCGCCGGCGCGAAGCGGAGCCGCCCGCUGUUUGGCGCCACGGCCGCGACCGCAGCCGCGGGCGCGGGCGCGGCGGGGCCGGGCACAGCCGGCGCCGCGGCGCGAGAGGCGAAGCGGCAGCACACGAUGGACGGCUCGCCUUCAGGGGCGGCGGCGCUGUUCGGCGGCGGCGACCAAGGCGGCGAGGAUGCCUUUGGCGCGGCGUUCGGGCGCCCGCCGCUGCCGCCCAACGCUGCUGACAAGGCGCGCCGCCGCGCGGCGUACGAGCGCGCCGCGCUGGAGAAGGCCGCGGCCGGGGACCCCCAGCUGCGCGCGACACUGGAGGAUGCAGCUCUGCGGCGGGAGUGGGGCGCAAUGGCGCGGAGAGAGGUGCCGCGCGCCGCGCGCAACAUGGCGAUGCGGCGCGCCGGGCAGAUGGGCGGCGGGAGGAUGCUGGCGGCGGAGGCCCUGAGGGUCCUGCAGAACCGGGCCCAGCG